Messenger RNA from Rana temporaria (common frog), 1643 nucleotides. RefSeq names its product natriuretic peptides A-like. The coding region runs from base 1068 to 1466 and encodes 132 amino acids. Gene Ontology annotation, cellular component: nucleus; extracellular region; cytoplasm. The transcript is spliced from 3 exons. Lineage: Eukaryota; Metazoa; Chordata; Amphibia; Anura; Ranidae. The record is from RefSeq and is a predicted model, not a curated record. Gene Ontology annotation, molecular function: hormone activity; hormone receptor binding. Gene Ontology annotation, biological process: neuropeptide signaling pathway; receptor guanylyl cyclase signaling pathway; cGMP biosynthetic process.
GUAUGCGGUAUGAGGAAUUUGAUUCAGACCUGUAGAGUCAUCAUUUGGGGGGGCUGUACAUUCCUGAGGCAGGCAAAAGAGGUCCUCAUAAGGAAAUUUGUCAUUGGCAGUUGCCUACAGCUCGGGGAAUGUGUCUAGAUAAGGGUGCACACACCAUCCCAGCUCAGGUCACUGUGCAGGAGUAUAUAUGAGAGAGGGCUAAGGAGGCAGAGGAAAGAGCAAGCUCAACGCCUAGAGAUACAGAGGCCACUGCCAGUCCUAGGAGGGUACCAGGAGGAGAGAACAGACAUACAGAGGGCACUGCCAGAAGUCCUAGGAAGGGUACCAGGAGGAGAGAAUAGACUGACAUAGGGCACUGCCAGAAGUCCUAGGAGGGUACCAGGAGAAGAGAAUACACUGACAUAGGGCACUGCCAGAAGUCCUAGCAGGGUACCAGGAGAAAAGAAUACACUGACAUAGGGCACUGCCAGAAGUCCUAGGAGGGUACCAGGAGAAGAGAAUACACUGACAUAGGGCACUGCCAGAAGUACUAGGAGGGUACCAGGAGGAGAGAAUACACUGACAGAGGGCACCGGGAUACAAAGACUAAUAGAGGGUACCAGGAGAAACAUAAAGCCUUGUAGAAGGUACCAGGUGUAGUAGAUAGACUAGUUAAGGAAAUAAAGAGUAGUAUAUAGACUGGAAGAGUGUACCAGAAGGGGUAUAUAGACUAGUAUAGGGUACCAGGAAGAGUAUAUAAGCUAGUAGAAGGUACCAAAAGGACUAUAUAGACUAGUAUAGGGUACCAGGAAGAGUAUAUCAGCUAGUAGAAGGUACCAAAAGGACUAUAUAGACUAGUAGAGGGUACCAAAAGGACUAUAUAGACUGGUAGAGGGUAUCAGCAGGACUAAAUAGAUUAAUAGAGGGUACCAGUAGACACAUAGAGCACAGCAUAGAGUACAAGGACACCAGGGGUAAAAGCCCGUGUAGACUUAGACAGAGAGGGUGAGAUCUCACACAGAACCCAACACAUAAGACGGGACAUUUGCUGUUUGAUAUACAUCAGUGCCUGUAACCCCCUCAUUACCAUGGAGUGGAAGGCUUACCUCCUCUGCAGCUCCCUGCUUCUGGUCUCUCUCCAGCUGCAGUCCUCCACAGCACAUCCCAUCACCCAGCAGGACACAGACAGUGACCUGGACUCCUUCAAGAUCAUACUGGGGAGACUGGAGGAAAAGUUGGAGGAACUGGAGGGAAAUCCUGAAACUAUGGAGGACCGCGCACAGCGACCAAACGAUGGCGAAGCCCCCCUGCAGGAGGCUGAAGUCACCGACAGCAACCCCUUCCCCCUCAGCAACCUCCUCAAAGGGUUACGCUUGGUACGCAACAAGAAAAUGACAAAGAGCUCCAACUGCUUUGGGAGACGGAUUGACAGGAUCGACUCUGUGAGCGGAAUGGGCUGCAAUGGAUCCCGAAACAGAUACCAAUGACCCCUUCCCAGGAGGACGCCGCCGCCGCCGCCGCCGAGCAUUUCUUUUUACUAUUUAUGACAAACCAGAUCAUAUUUAUUUAUUUAUUUAUACAUAUUUAUUUUGUGUUUUCUAAAAUGCAUUUGUAAAUCCUAAUACUUCAUAGUUCAUAUUAAAAAUAUAUCGUACACUUUCAAA